This is a messenger RNA of Bombyx mori (domestic silkworm), 645 nucleotides long. It is a transcript of the gene CPR77, whose product is annotated as cuticular protein RR-2 motif 77. Lineage: Eukaryota; Metazoa; Arthropoda; Insecta; Lepidoptera; Bombycidae. The record is from RefSeq and is marked provisional. The coding region runs from base 1 to 645 and encodes 214 amino acids. The transcript has 2 exons. Gene Ontology annotation, cellular component: extracellular matrix.
AUGGUCGCCAAAUUCGCAAUCUUCUCCUGCCUGGUGGCUGCGGCGGCUGCUGUUGCCGUCCCCAUUGUGCCAGUAGCUAAACUGGCUUACGCCGAACACGAAGCCCCCGCACACUAUGACUUCGAAUACUCCGUUCACGACGACCACAGCGGAGACAUCAAGCAACAGAAGGAGUCCCGCGCCGGAGACGUCGUCCAGGGCUUCUACUCGCUGGUGCAACCCGACGGUGUCCACCGCAUUGUCGAGUACACCGCCGACAACGAACACGGAUUCAAUGCUAACGUCCGCUACGAGGGACAUCCUAUCGCUCAGCCCGCCAAGAUCGCUUACGCUGCUCCCGUACAAAACAUCGCGUACGCCGCUCCCGUCCCCAAGCUCGCCUACUCUGCCCCUGUAACUAAACUAGCGUACCCAGGAUCCAUCACUAAAGUAGCCUACGCUCCAGCUCCAGUGACCUACGCCCAAUCUCCUUUAACCAAGAUUGCGUAUCCAGCUCCCCUAGCCUACGCUCAGGCUCCGAUCACCAAAGUCGCGUACGCACCUGCUCCAGUCGCCUACGCCUCGGCCCCUGUCGCCAAAGUCGCCUAUAGCGCCCCCCUCGGACACGUCAGCUUCUCUUCCCCCGGCAUUACCUACCAGCACUAA